UCCCGGGUCUCUAGAGGAGCCCAGGAAGGAGGCUCGGCUAGUGCCGCCGGGCCAGGGGCUGCCGGGACCAGGCUGCGGCAGUUGUUAGCGGGUCAUGUCGGCCGCCCAAGGCUGGGACAGGAACCGCCGGAGGGGAGGAGGCGCCGCGGGCAGUAGUGGUGGCGGCGGAGGUAGCGGGGCCGGCGGGGGCAGUGGGGGUAGCGGGAGUCGGGGGACUGGCCAGCUCAACCGCUUCGUGCAACUCUCUGGACGGCCGCACCUGCCAGGUAAGAAGAAAAUACGAUGGGACCCAGUUAGGAGGCGCUUCAUUCAGUCCUGUCCCAUCAUAAGGAUCCCUAACAGGUUUUUGAGAGGCCACAGACCUCCACCAGCACGAAGUGGGCAUCGCUGUGUGGCAGAUAAUACCAAUCUGUAUGUGUUUGGAGGUUAUAACCCAGAUUAUGAUGAAUCAGGAGGGCCCGAUAACGAAGACUAUCCUCUCUUCAGGGAGCUUUGGCGGUAUCAUUUUGCUACAGGAGUAUGGCACCAGAUGGGCACAGAUGGGUACAUGCCCCGGGAAUUGGCAUCUAUGUCACUUGUGCUGCAUGGAAACAACCUGUUAGUGUUUGGAGGUACAGGCAUCCCGUUUGGUGAGAGCAACGGCAAUGAUGUCCAUGUCUGUAAUGUGAAGUAUAAGAGAUGGGCUUUACUCAGCUGUCGGGGGAAGAAACCCAGUCGUAUAUAUGGACAGGCCAUGGCUAUCAUCAAUGGCUCCCUGUAUGUCUUUGGAGGGACAACUGGCUAUAUUUACAGCACAGACCUGCACAAAUUAGAUCUUAAUACCAGAGAGUGGACACAGCUGAAACCAAACAACUUGUCCUGUGAUCUACCAGAAGAGAGAUACAGACAUGAAAUUGCACAUGAUGGGCAGAGGAUUUACAUCUUGGGAGGUGGUACUUCCUGGACAGCUUAUUCCUUAAACAAGAUCCAUGCAUACAACCUUGAAACAAAUGCAUGGGAAGAAAUUGCAACAAAACCCCAUGAAAAAAUAGGUUUCCCUGCAGCCCGAAGAUGUCACAGUUGUGUUCAAAUAAAAAAUGAUGUGUUUAUUUGUGGGGGCUAUAAUGGAGAAGUGAUCCUGGGAGAUAUCUGGAAAUUGAAUCUGCAGACUUUUCAAUGGGUAAAGCUCCCAGCUACCAUGCCAGAGCCUGUUUAUUUUCACUGUGCAGCUGUUACACCGGCUGGUUGCAUGUACAUUCACGGAGGAGUGGUGAACAUCCACGAAAACAAACGGACUGGCUCAUUGUUUAAGAUCUGGCUGGUGGUGCCUAGCUUGCUGGAACUGGCAUGGGAGAAGCUGCUUGCGGCCUUCCCGAACCUAGCCAACCUCUCCCGAACACAGCUUCUGCACCUUGGACUCACACAGGGACUCAUCGAGCGCUUGAAAUGAGGAUUUCUGGACUGUUCGUUGAUACUGGAAAUGUUAAUUUAAAGAGACUCCUUUAUUUAUGGGCAGUGUAGAAUGUGCUACAAAGAGGAUUGGUUACCCUGAUCAAGGCCUUAUUCAGAAAAUACAUCAGAUGCCUUUCUGUACAUUGGUUUUAAGUUUAUAGAAUCUCACUUUCCCUUGUGCUUCUUUCUUUGCUUCUCUCCCUCCCACCCCAAUACAUAUACACACAUACACAUACUCACAUACUCCCUUUUCCUUGAUGGAAUUGAGGGAGAGUCUGAAAAUACCUAAUAAUAUUAUGAAUCAAGAUAAGAGUUUCUUAGAGGAACUUUGAUCAUAUAACCAUGUCAGCCAGUGCUCUAUAAAUUAAAGUAACAUCGUCAAUGAAAACAAAAAUAAAAUUAAAAAAUUAAAAAUCUUGCUACAACAACAAGAUAUUUUGGGGAUAGAACAAGAAGGCUAACCUUGAGAAUCUUGGAGAUUGUAUGUAAAGCUAGAUGUUUAACUUACUAUUUUCCAAGGUACAUCUGAGUAGCUGGUUCUAAUGGUGGCAGUGGUUGACAUCUUGCUGCAGAGAUACCCAAGCCUAAUUUUGACUUUGGAGGGAAUUUAAGCAGCUCAGCAGCUCUCGAUUAGUGAUAUCUUUUCUCAUCCUUAUGGUGCCAGCAAUGCUCAGAGUUGACCAUGGCUUUGUCAAAAGACUUAUGUGUUGUCAUAGUUGUGCUGUUUAUUGUUGAUCUUAGAAAUUAUGACACCAAGCACACUUCAAAUCAAGAAACUUAAGGUGGUCAAAGUGCUUCGUUUGAGCAGUUUUGAAAUGUUAUUCUUAUUAAUGGUUUCAAGUAUCUCUUUGACUUCUUACUUCUUCACGGGGAAUCGUAGAACCGAAAUGUAUGGCACACAUGCUGUAGGACAGACACAUAAGCCCGUGAGAGGCCAGAGAAGAGCAGGGAAGGGGGCUUCUGCUCUGAGCUGUGGGCUUUGACUGUCACAUUGACUGUUUCCUUUUAGAACUUGUUUCUUUUCUAAACCUGGGCCGUGCACCUGCUAUUUUCUUAGGCAGUGGGUUUUAUCUCUAGAAAGUCAGUUGGCCCUUGAUUUUUCUCUUAGCUUAUUGCCUCCUUUUCUGUCUGCUUUCAUGUGCAUGGUGCUGUAAUUGUCUAGUAAAUGGAUAAAAGGUCUUGGGAGAAAAACAAGAGGUCACCCUUCCCAAAGAACUAAGCAUCAUCUUAAAAACUAGCACGAGGAAGGAAUGAAACUGAGAAUCAUUCACUUUUUAGUGUGAAAUUCUAGUUCUGGUUUGUUUUGUGUUGAUUUUUAAUUCUGAGGAGGAAAUACCCUAAAUUUUCCCUUGCUUUGCCAUCAGGCUGCGGGAGUAGUUCAGCAGGUCGGCGAGAGGGGAGCACACAGGUGCAGGGCAGGUGGUGCAGGCACGUGGUGCUGAUCAUCCCGUGGCUAACCUCACAGCAGGAGACUCACAUGGGAGACGCGGGACGCAUUUUUUCUUUAAGUGCCUCUUUUUUGCUUAGCGUUUAAAGUUACUCUUUUUCCUUUAUCCCAGAAGGGAUAUCUUUAGCUCACGUGUGGAUUUAAAAUCACCUUUGAGUUAUGGCUAAAAAGAUACCAUCUAGUGUUCAGUUCUGGGGAAGAGAAUACUAUACUGCAGCCUCUAGACUUGAACUCCUAACUUGCAGGCCUUUUUAUAACAUCCUGUCCGUAUUGGGUUGAGUGCCUGUGUUUGCAAGGUUUUGUAAUAACUAUUCAUAUGUGAAUUUGGGUCCUUUCGUGGGGAGUGAGGGGCGUGGGGGAUAGGCAGAGAAAGGAGGAACUCUGCUAGAGGUCCCACCCCUAUCUUGCCAUGAUCUGUCUGUUUGGCAUUUAACUUACCACCCACUGCUAGGCUUGUUCCAAUGAGGAGUUCUCUCCAGAGCAAGUCAGUCUGACCAGCCCUGUGAGUUCACAACAAAGCUUUGCUGCAUGACUCCAGCCUGGUCUCUGGAUUACUGGGGGAAAUAUGUCCAGAAUUAAACAAGUCAUGCUGUCUCGGGUGAUGAAAGGCUUCUUGUCAUGGAUUUAUAUAGGGACCAAAGACUGAACGCUCAGCCUCUGUGCUUCUCUUUCCAUGGUUCCUGAGAUACAAGUCGGUGUUUGGCUUUUCUACACCAGAGAGGAAAAAAGACAGUUUGGUAUAAUCUACACUUGACAGCAUCCUUUUUAAAGCCUUCUGAGGGCUGACUUUGAGGUAGACUUUGGAGGCCUGACAUCCAAGACCUUGCAUAUGACGUUUUCAUAAAAGUAUAUAUCUUUGGUCUAAAGUGUCUUCUUUUAAUAUAAUACUAGUGAAAAUACUGUAGUAUGACCGAAUCUGAGUGCUGUAGAACUAUACAUUAUGUACAUGUUCUGGAUGCCAAAUGAGACUGUGUGUAUGAUGACUUAAAUGUCGAUGACUAGGGGUCAUCAGGCAUUUUAGCAUAUCUAUAACCAGCUUUUAAAGUUAUUCUUUAACUUUAACUCUGAAUUCCUGACACUGUUACUUGACUUAGGAAGUUUAUGCCUGCUGCUUCUCUGCCUCUUUGAGGUGCUCCCAGCCAUCUACUGCAGUCCUGUAACUUAAGUGCAAUAUAAAGAAACACGUGGUAUAUACAGAUUCUAUAUAGGGUAUGACUAUAAAGCAGGUAGACGACUUUCUUGUAUCUGUCUUGGGGAAGCCAGCUCAUUACUUUAGAGUUAAACUAUACCCAGAAUUUGGGAUGUGAUCGGCUCGCUUAAGCCAAUUCUUGGCAAAGCUGGAUUUUCAAGUCUACAUUUUCUUAUUCCAAUCCUUGGGUUUGUUAGAACUGAGACUUUCCCCAGUCUUCUUUGUACUAUCUUAUGUUUGCAUAUCUGCCUACAUUUCUUUGCCCAGGAACAAGGAAGUCUAUCUGUGAGAGUUUCCUAAAUGGAGAAUUAAAACCUAAUAUUUAACACUAUCAGUUCUCCCGUGUAUAUAAUAAUUUAUCUGUGAAUGUCAUACUUUAAGUAAAGAAAAUCAUGCUUUCUUAAUUUAAUAAAGUAUUUUCCACAUCCUGGAAAAACCUAUAGAACGAUAUAGAGUAGAUGGAAAUUUUAACUAUUCUUCAGGGGCCAAACUGAAACCCUUUCCACUGACAUGAUGUAAAACUUUGCGCUGAACUAUUCAUGUCUGUUACAUAGCUAGAUUUAAAAAUAUAAUAAACAUUAACAUUUCUAAGCAAAGAUAUAUUAACAGUGACCUUUGGUUACCCUGUAUAGCAAGUGUAAAGCACAGAUAAUUGAAAUCCAUAGAUAAUCAAUUUCAACUUUCCUUUCAAACAAUGACUCAUAUAUAGUUUUCCCUUCUUACUCCUUUCCCAUAAGCACCUCCUUUUUAAUGGAUGCGGCUAAUGAAUAGUUAGAAAUGGAAAAGGAAGAAUCAUGGGAGGGUUAGAAACCAGCAGACAUAGCAGCAGCUUGGUGAGCUGUAAUUGGUCAAGCUGCUGGCAGCUGUUGAAUGCUGACAUUAGGACCUACCAGUGGUAAUCCUGAGUUUAGAUGUUAUCCUUCACUCCUCUGCUUUGGCGUAGUUUCCUGCCCUGAGUUCUAGGCUAUCUGUCCUCUAACCCCCAAAGAACUCUUAGCACCUAUGGGAAGAAAAAGCAGUGUGUGAUGCAGAGGAAAGCCCAUUGUUUAAACACAUCACUUUGGCUCUUGACAGAUACUCAUUUCCCACUGUUCUGGCAGGAGCCUAUUUUUUCCUUUGGAAGUACCAUUUCCAGCCAUAUUGCUUGGCACGUAGGAAAGGUUGAAUUAUUCUCGAAGACUACGUUGUCUUAAUCCUGUACAACCACUUUGUCUUUCGGUGGUCUUACAGCUGUGUAGAACAUGGCACAGGUUACUGAUUGCCUACCUGUUGGCACUCUGAUGUAGCACAAAAAGCCAUUUUCCUUAUUCUUCAUUGUCUGGCAUUGAGCUCCAGGAUGGAUGAGGGUUUAUGGUCUUGUGAUCAUAAGCUCCAAAAACUGUCCCCAUUAGCCUAAAUUGUUUUGGUUCCCCAAACACCUCAGGACUCUGGGAGCGUGACGGGGCCUGAUGUACGCUCAGCAGAGUCCUACAGCCUCCGCAAGCGUCGCCACCAGAUCACGCCUAGCAGUGGCGUUGCCCUUCUGAGGUCGUUAGAUUCGGUGGAAAGCAACCCUUCUUGUCUGGUGUCAUGAAAAGAAGUUCUGAGUUGUGCUUCAAAAGUGGUGCCAUCUUUUUAGUAUAAUUUUCAUAUUUUUUAUUUUUUUCAAUUUUUAGAAGAUUUUUUUUAAAAGGCCCUGCUUUGUCAGUGUACAGGGUGAGUCAGAGGCAGUUUUACCAAGCUUAGUAAUUGCUAUUGUACUAGUUGCACAUUAGAAUACAGAGGGGGCAUCAGAAAUACACUGACUUUCUCUAAAGCCACUACCUUGUACAGAGUCUGAGCAGGGACAGCACCAGGUAUUUCCCUGCAAAGGCACCUGCCAAUGAGGAUUUCCUGGAAGAACCUAGGCAAGAAAGGGAAACCUCUCACACAGUCUCUGAGGGUGAGCCUGGGCUCAGCUCUUCGUACAGGGUAUGCUUAGGCCACACACGAUGCUUGCCUUACUAUAAAGCUAUUGCCACAGUCCUGUUAAAUAGUGUGGAAGUCCUUUUGCAGUUUGGUGUGCAUGCUGUAUGAUCAGGACAGCUUUUCCACCUUACCUGGUUUCCUACAAGCAAGUAGGAAAUAUAGUGAAUUUACCCUAAAAUGUCCAAUCUGUAUUUAUGUACCUUGUCAGUGUUUUGCUGUUGGUUUUCUAAAACAAUCUGAUCAAUAAAUCU
This is a messenger RNA of Pteronotus mesoamericanus, 6265 nucleotides long. RefSeq names its product kelch domain containing 10 (gene KLHDC10). The coding region runs from base 95 to 1429 and encodes 444 amino acids. NCBI's taxonomy places the organism in Eukaryota, Metazoa, Chordata, Mammalia, Chiroptera, Mormoopidae. The transcript is spliced from 10 exons. Gene Ontology annotation, biological process: positive regulation of stress-activated MAPK cascade. Gene Ontology annotation, molecular function: protein binding. The record is from RefSeq and is a predicted model, not a curated record.